Messenger RNA from Suillus bovinus, 999 nucleotides. RefSeq lists its product as uncharacterized. The coding region runs from base 1 to 999 and encodes 332 amino acids. The transcript is spliced from 2 exons. The record is from RefSeq and is a predicted model, not a curated record. NCBI's taxonomy places the organism in Eukaryota, Fungi, Basidiomycota, Agaricomycetes, Boletales, Suillaceae.
AUGGACGUCGACUGGUGCCUUUCGUGUGAUCGCAGAAUAGACGGUAUAACAUCGGCCUCUGGACCCUAUUGCUCCCCAGAGUGUCUAUCCUAUGCUCAACCAGCAUCUUCAUCUCCCAGGCUCGCUACUCAAGUAGCUGCUGCCCCUGCCCCAAACACCCACCGCAUCCACCAGUGGGCUGCCGCUAUCCCGCCGCACGUUCCUGCUGGCGCACCCUCCUGCCCCUUCGCAGAGGCUAAUGAGCCCACUUCAUCAUCUACUCAAUUCCCUCGUCGAUCCCCUUCACCUCGUGCCCGUUCUCAGGCAACGCCCAAAUUGAUCGAGCGUACCUCAGCUACAGCACCUGUCCCCACUCUCUGUGUCUCAUCACCAGCACAAGUUCGACCUCUUCCCCCCGCGCGCAGCACGCACUGCGCUUACUUCAAUGGCAACACAGCAUCUACUGCCAGCAUGAGCGAAGCGAGCACUUCCCUCACUAGUCUCUUGAGCGAGCCGCUCGUGGCUACUCCAGAGGAAGAUAGUCCUUUUGGUAUUGGCGCUUUCGUUCGUUCCUGGGUUCACCGCGACCGGGAACAUGCCAAAUCCAAUAACGAAGAAGUCAUAGAGGAAAUUAAAACGUAUUUUCCCCCUUAUUUAUCUGCCAAGACGUCUCCGCACCGCUCAAAAAAAGCAAAGAUUCAACCUCCUUCGCCACCACCUAUGAAACGUCCAAAAUUCCCUGUUAUGAACGCUACUCUUUUUAAUGACCGCGACCGUUCAACGCCCACCGACUCCCACACACCUACGCCUGUUGUCUUCCCUUCUUGCCGUGCAACCGAGUUUGGUUGGGAUGAUGACGACGAUGACGACGACGAAGAGAGUUUCGUCCCACAGGCACACUUUCAGCAAUUUCAGCCUCAGACGCGUUCUCCGUCUGCGUCAUCUGGUAGCGGUUCUUCAAUUCUGUUGAUGGCACCGAAGCGGUUGGACGUUCGAGGUCGUCGUGCUAUCGCCCCAUGA